AUGCAGGUAGUCAGGAUCUACACGGGCGAGGAUGGCGAAUCGCACAUCGAAGAAAUGGAGCUGCCCUUCGAGCAGGUGGGCCACGCGUUGAGGACCGCGACCGAGGCGGCCACGGGCGUGCAGUUCAGCAGCUUGAAACCCACCCAGUUGGUGGACUUUCACACCGCGCCGCGACGGCAGUAUGUCAUCACGCUGCAGGGCCAGGUGGAGAUUGGGCUGGGCGAUGGCACCAAGCGGAUCUUCAACAUUGGCGACAUCGAACUGUGCGAGGACCUGAGCGGCCGCGGCCACACGACCCGCAGCGUCGGUGAUGUUGAUCGAGUCAGCGUGCAGAUCCCACUGACCGAUCAGACACCGGGCGGCGGUCUCGACGUUUAG
Messenger RNA from Geodia barretti, 378 nucleotides. NCBI's taxonomy places the organism in Eukaryota, Metazoa, Porifera, Demospongiae, Tetractinellida, Geodiidae. The record is from the annotation of a GenBank genome assembly.